AGCAAAACAGGAAUAUGCACGGCACUCGUCGACCAAUCCGCGAGAUACGGCAGUUAGUUUGAUUCGUGUCCUUCUUCUGCCCCAAGCUCGGGGAACCCUAAACACAGACGACGAAGGCGAAGCCCUCGAUCGAACGGCUGGAGACCAUCGGUCCGCGAGAUUCGUAGCCGGAAAAAUGUGGAAGAACUCGGGUUACUCGAAAUCCGAGGACUUGGAGUCCGGCGCCGCACAGCCGCUCUACCCGGGAAUGCUCGAGAGCCCCGAUCUCCGCUGGGCCUUCAUCAGGAAGAUCUACUUCAUUCUCUCUGUCCAACUGGCCUUGACGGUGGUUGUCGCCUCGGUCGUCAUCGCUGUCCGCCCCAUCUCCCAGUUCAUCGUCUCGUCGAGCCCCGGAUUGGCAAUUUAUAUGUUGAGCUUCAUCCUUCCAUUAAUCGCGCUGUGCUUUCUUUCUCACUAUUAUCAGCGGCACCCUGUGAAUCUACUUCUCCUCGGAUUGUUUACGGUAUCAAUCAGUUUCGCCGUUGGACUGACCUGUGCAUUCACGAGCGGAAAGAUCAUUUUGGAAGCAGCUAUUCUCACUGCAGUGGUGGUUGUUAGUCUCACUGUGUACACAUUCUGGGCAGCACGCAGAGGCCAUGACUUCAGUUUUCUAGGCCCUUUCCUCUUUUCUGCUUUCAUGGGGAUGAUGGUGUUCGCAUCGAUCCAGAUUCUAUGUCCACUGGGAAAGACUUCAGUGAUGAUAUAUGGAGUAGCGUCUGCAAUUAUGUACGCCGGCUACCUCGUCUACGAAACAGACAACUUGAUCAAGAGAUACUCUUAUGAUGAGUACAUUUGGGCCGCUGUUGCUCUCUAUCUUGACAUCAUAAACCUGUUUCUUAGUCUGCUUUCCAUUCUAAGGGAUGCUGACAAUUGAAUCAUGCAUUGUGAAUAGCAUUAUAUUUUUUUUUCACACUAAUAAACUACACAACAUAGGUGCUCCUUUUGAUUUGUUUGAAAAAUGCCUUAAUCAAACUUGUAAACAAUUAUCAUUUAUUUAGCCAGAUUAUCAUGGUUUAUGAUGUU
Molecule: messenger RNA, 1062 nt
Organism: Zingiber officinale
Lineage: Eukaryota; Viridiplantae; Streptophyta; Magnoliopsida; Zingiberales; Zingiberaceae
Product: protein LIFEGUARD 2-like
Exons: 4
Coding region: 176-913 (245 amino acids)
Cellular component (GO): membrane
Source: RefSeq, a predicted model, not a curated record